This is a messenger RNA of Fusarium tjaetaba, 780 nucleotides long. RefSeq names its product membrane steroid-binding 2. The transcript has 2 exons. The coding region runs from base 1 to 780 and encodes 259 amino acids. Gene Ontology annotation, cellular component: endomembrane system; membrane. Lineage: Eukaryota; Fungi; Ascomycota; Sordariomycetes; Hypocreales; Nectriaceae. The record is from RefSeq and is a predicted model, not a curated record.
AUGGCCGAUGAAUCAACUCUGCGACAGCGAAAACCUCGGCCCAAGAACGAGACUGAAUCUGAAGUCUCUCAGUCUUCGACUCCGACAAAAAGGGGCAAGAAAAGGUCCUCGGCCAAGGUCGAUGAAGAAGACCCAUGGGAUGGCUACUCCCCUUACCUCGAUGUCGUUCGUGUCAUCAGCUUCAUUAUCGUGGCCUCAAUGGGCCUGAGCUAUGUUAUUAGCGGAGGAGAGAGUUUCUGGUGGGGACACAAGAACAAGCCUAACUGGAUGACCCAGAGAUUCUACAGGGACUUGAUUCUUGGACCUGAACUCUCCCUCCACGACGGUACCGACCCCGAUAGACCUCUUCUUCUUGCCAUCAAUGGUACGAUUUAUGAUGUCUCCAACGGCCGCCGCAUGUACGGUCCAGGGGGCUCCUACAGCUACUUCGCUGCCACCGAUGCUGCUCGCGGUUUCGUGACCGGCUGCUUUGCUGAUGACCAGACCGCCGACCUCCGUGGCUAUGAGGAGACAUUCCUGCCGCUCGACGAUCCUGAAAUUGACUCUCACUGGACACCUGAGGCCCUCGCUGAGCUUAAGAUCAAAGAGAGAGAAGAGGCUAAAAAGAGGGCCGACGCCGCGCUCCAGCAUUGGGUCGACUUCUUUGCCAACAGCAAGAAGUACACCAAGGUCGGAUAUGUGUAUCGGGAACCCGGCUGGCUGGAGAAAGAGAAGCCCAAGAAGCUCUGUGACCAGGCUCAGAGAAGCAGAAAGACCAGAAAGAUUCCCAAGAAGGAUUGA